This is a messenger RNA of Lodderomyces margitis, 2208 nucleotides long. RefSeq lists its product as uncharacterized. NCBI's taxonomy places the organism in Eukaryota, Fungi, Ascomycota, Pichiomycetes, Serinales, Debaryomycetaceae. The record is from RefSeq and is a predicted model, not a curated record. The transcript has a single exon. The coding region runs from base 1 to 2208 and encodes 735 amino acids.
AUGCUUCGACUUCAAUGGUUGCCCCAAUGUAUAAGAAUUCAUAGUAGGGGAAGGAUACGAAACUUGAAGCAAGCGAAAUUUGUGUCCUACUUUACCACGAGUACAUUAAACUUUCAUAAUGCUACACUUGAGCCUUCAAUACCUCCACAAAUACUAAAGCCGGUGGGUCGUCCGCUUUCUAUUUUGGAUAUACUGCCUGACGUAUCACCAAACCCAUUAUGUCUGUUGGAUGUUGAAAAGCUUCGACAUUUGACAAAGAGGGAACUUCGACAUCUAAGCUCAAUUAGAUAUAGCUCUAUGGAAGAAAAAGCAGAUGCGUGUUUCACCGUGUCUCUGGCCAUAAAGGAUCUCGUCAUUUCAAAUCCAAAACAAGCUAGUCGGAUUUACCACUUGUUGGCAGACGAUGAGAUGAAGAAGGUUGUUUUCAGAAAUGUUAUCGAGUCUUUGGCGCAUAACGAGAUUCCGAAAGUCUACAUGCGAUUCAUUGCCGAGCCCCAAUCUCAUUACACACGCGCUAGCUUUACGAAAGCGCUUCUAUAUUUAUUAAAAUCUGACAUUCAAAUAGCCGACAAGUCAAAUGCUUUGCUUGAUUUUUUUGAAGGUGUAGCCGAAACGGAAAUGGUCAAUUCACUACCCAUUUUUAUCGAUAAGAAAGUCUUUCAAACCAUACUCGACAUCAUUGGAGAAGACAACUAUUCAAACCUAUAUUCAUAUUUGCUACACUUGAAUAUCAGACCUAAAUCCAAAAUUACAUUCACUGAAUUUCGCGAAAGUCUCUUUACGGUUUCCCCCAGAUCAAAGUUUAUUGCCAAUACCGGGUACAUCAAUCCAAGGUGGUUUGAUUUGAACAAGACAAAGUUUAACCCAAUACACACGUCACGAAUUAUUGAAUUUUACUCGUUUGCUGAAUUGAAAGCAAUUUGUGACAACUACCUGCUUCAGAACGACCCUGCCAGAGCUUCGUUAUUCCUAAGUUUUAUGGUGUCCAAGCUUGAGCGGGAAGGUAGAAGUGAGCUGGCGAACAGGUCUGAGUCCUAUACCAAAGAACGAGUGCAGGUGGUUCUCAAUUGUGUACUUAACUUGAUCAUUAGAUUCAAGAGUGUCUCGAGUGCAACUCAAGUUUUGAAGUUUAUGAAAGAUGAAAAUUUCAAUGUCGAGCUCGAGAGCCUUUUGAUUUUACUAAAGACAUUGAGGAAAGCAAAGGAGUAUGAGCAAUUUAUUACCGUCUUGACAGGAAUUCAAUUGGAUACACUCAAAAGAAACAAAAAGAACAUAAUUGUCGAUGAGAUAUUGUUGUUGAUGCGUGACAAAUUCAGCUCUUCUCCUAAAGUGAUUCUUGGAUAUGUUAGUGCAUUAUUUGGAGCACCACAAAGUGAACGAUCAGGAAUAUACAUUUUGAACGAGCUUGGUGUACUCAGUUACCCUUAUGAAUCGACAAUUGCUUCAAAAAUUACCUCGACAAGGGUUGUACAGGCUGCCAAUGUUGACCAAAAUUUGAAAAAAUCCAAAUUAACUAGUAGGGCCUUAGCCUAUGUUUAUCAAGUGCUAUUUAACUCAAUGGAAAAGAGCCAAAGGCAUGAUGCAUCCGUCAUUAACAAAUAUUUUCAUCUUUACGUCGACUUUAUGGCAAAUAAUUCACUUAGUGAACCCGAUGAUAAGCCGUUGGGUGUCUUUUUCGAUUUCUUGCUUUACGUCAACGAAGACGUUGAACGGAAUACAGUUGUACCUCCUGGUAAUUACUACCUUGCGAAAGCAAUGUUUGAUUAUUACAAGACACUAGACUUGAAGAGAAAUAGAGUAUCUUCAACAACAUUGCAAAAGCUAUCGAGAGUUGCGAUAACUAAAUAUAACGACUUUACAUUUGCAACAGAAGUGGUACGAUUUGCCAAAGACAAGGGAAAGCUACUCACUUUCCAUCAAGUAUUCCCAUUUAUCAAAAAGUAUCAUGACGAAGGCGAUCUGAGAAGAUUCAAGUUUUUAAUGAAAGAGUUGACUGAUAUGGGGGUCAAAGUUACAUCAAGAGAAUUGAGUGACUUUAUCAAUAUCUGUAGAGACCCUGAGCCUGCUAAAGAUGCAUACAAGUAUAAGUGGAGUAUGACAUUGAAUAGAAGAGAAAACAAAAAGGCAUUGGAUCGAUUGAGCGCUAAUUUCUUGCCUAACAACGCUGACAAUGCUGCUUCGCAUCUCUUAGAUGAAGAUGCUUACUGA